AUGGCCGCACAAUCGAAACUCCUCCCCCCAGGCCGGAGCGUCAAACAACUACUCUCCCAACUGACCUCCCUGUACCUCCAACACCGCACCAAGAUCUCGAGAACCGUGUACAUCACCCUCGUCGUCGCCCUCAUCCACCGCAUCCACAAUGCCAUCUCCGAACAGAAGGCCGCCGCGCGACGACAAGCCGAGAUCCAACGCGACCGGGCCCGUCAAGCGCAGCAGCAGGGCAGCGGCGCCGGCCUCGACGCAGACAACAACAGCUUCCAAGGCAAGCCACCACCCCGUCAUGGCUCCGCCUCCGACGAUCCCAAGAAACCCAAGCGCGUCGAGAUCAACCGCGAGUUCUUCCGCUCUCUAGCCCGCCUCGUCCGCAUCGUCAUUCCCUCGUGGCGGUCCAAGGAACUGCGCCUCCUCGUCUCGCACACCGUCUUCCUCGUCCUCCGCACGCUCCUCUCUCUGUACGUCGCCGAGCUGGACGGCAAGGUCGUCUCGGCCCUCGUGCGCGGCCGCGGCCGCGACUUCAUCCUGGGCCUCGUGUGGUGGAUGCUGGUCGCGGUGCCCGCCACGUUCACCAACUCGAUGCUCCAGUACCACCAGACGCGGCUGGCGCUGGCCUACCGCACCCGCCUGACAAAGCACCUGCACGAAAAGUACCUGGACAACAUGACCUUCUACACGCUGUCGGCGCUGGACGACCGGAUCAAGAACGCCGACCAGCUGAUCACGGUCGAUGUGGCGCGGUUCGCGAACUCGCUGGCAGAACUGUAUGGGAAUCUGGCCAAACCGGUGCUGGACAUGGUCAUCUACAAUUACAGCCUGAGCAAAUCCGUGGGCGGGGAGGGCUUGUUCGCCAUGGCACUGCUGGUGCAGGUGUCGGCGAACGUGAUGCGCGCCCUCACGCCGCCGUUCGGCAAGUACGUCGCCGACGAGGCCCGGCUGGAGGGCGAGUUCCGCUUCCAACAUACGCGGCUGAUCGACUAUUCCGAGGAGAUUGCCCUGUACGCGGGCCACGAGGCCGAGAAAGACACGCUGGACAAGGGCUACUUUACGCUGAUCAAGCAUGUGAAUCGCAUUUUGAGGCGCCGCUUCUACCAUGGCUUCAUGGAGGAUUUCGUCAUCAAGUACUUCUGGGGUGCGCUGGGCCUGGUGCUGUGCAGUUUGCCAGUCUUCUUCCACAUCCCGGGGCAGGAGCAACUGCAGGCGCAGGGGCAAGGGCAAGGGUCAGACCGACUGCGAGGGGGAGAGCGCGGCGAUCACACGGAGACUUUCGUCACGAAUCGGCGGAUGCUGUUGAGCAGCUCGGAUGCCUUCGGCCGGCUGAUGUUCAGUUACAAGGAGAUCACAGAGUUGGCCGGGUACACGUCGCGGGUGGCUUCGUUGCUGGACGUCAUGGAUGAGGUCUCCAAGGGCCAUUUUGAGAAGAACCUCGUGAGUUCGGCGAGCACGGAAGAGAACGCGGCCGUGCUGCGUGGGAGAGGUACUAUUGAAGAGAGCGAGAAUAUCGAGUUCACGGACGUGCCAAUCGUGUCGCCGAACGGGGAUGUGCUGGUCAGGAAGUUGACCUUUGCGAUCAAACCGGGCGAUCAUCUACUCAUCGUGGGGCCCAACGGGUGUGGGAAAUCCUCUCUCUUCCGCAUCCUCGGCGGGCUGUGGCCCGUCUACGGUGGCAGCGUCAAGAAACCGUCCUUUGAAGAUAUCUUCUACAUCCCACAACGACCGUAUCUCAGUCGCGGGACGUUACGGGACCAGAUCAUCUACCCGGACACGCUGUACGAGUUCCGCGCCAAGAACGGGUCAGAGGACCGUCUCCGGCAGAUCCUGGAGAUCCUGGAAAUCGAAUCUGUGCUCCAACGGCCUGGCGGGUGGGAUGCAGUCGAAGAGUGGCGCGACGUCUUCUCCGGCGGUCUGCAGCAACGGAUCGCCAUGGCGAGGCUGUUCUACCACCAGCCAAAGUAUGCCAUUCUCGACGAGUGUACCAGCUCGGUGACUCUGGAGAUGGAAAGGAAAAUGUACGAGACGGCCAAAGGCCUCGGCACGACCUUGAUGACGGUGAGUCAUCGGAGGAGCUUGUGGAAGUAUCACAGUAUGAUCUUGCAAUUCGACGGCCAAGGCGGCUACGUCUUCUGCCCUCUGGACGCGGAGAGAAGGAUCAAAUUGGAAGACGAGAAGGAGGAGCUCGAGACCUUGCUAAGAGGCGUGGACGGGUGGAAAGCCAGGCUGGACGAGCUGCAGCAGGAUUGA
This is a messenger RNA of Cladophialophora carrionii CBS 160.54, 2244 nucleotides long. RefSeq lists its product as uncharacterized. The record is from RefSeq and is a predicted model, not a curated record. Gene Ontology annotation, cellular component: peroxisomal membrane. NCBI's taxonomy places the organism in Eukaryota, Fungi, Ascomycota, Eurotiomycetes, Chaetothyriales, Herpotrichiellaceae. Gene Ontology annotation, molecular function: long-chain fatty acid transmembrane transporter activity; ATP hydrolysis activity; ABC-type transporter activity. Gene Ontology annotation, biological process: very long-chain fatty acid catabolic process; long-chain fatty acid import into peroxisome; peroxisome organization. The transcript has a single exon. Bases 1 to 2244 code for a protein of 747 amino acids.